Effrenium voratum is the source of this 7930-nucleotide messenger RNA. Lineage: Eukaryota; Dinophyceae; Suessiales; Symbiodiniaceae. The record is from the annotation of a GenBank genome assembly.
GGGGGGGGCUGCCAUGACGCCGCCGGAGCUGGCGGCGGACCUUUCGGCGGCGUUGGAGGUGGAGAUCUUGGCCGACCGCCUGCGAACCAGUGAGGAGCUGCAUGUGCGCAUUCGUCCGGCGGAGAGCCCGCCGGCGGAGGGGGCCAUUUGGGAGGCGGAAGGCCCGGACCAGCACUUGGAGUACGACUGGUUCCAGCGCGCCGCCUUCGCCUGCGUGGAGCGCGGGGAGUCGGUGCUGGUAGCGGCGCCCACCUCCGCGGGGAAGACCGCGGUGGCGCGCAAGGCGAUCCACCAAUGCAUCGCCUCUGGCACUCGGUGUGUCUACACAGCGCCCAUCAAGGCGCUCUCCAACGAGAAGUUCUCGGAGUUCGUCCAGGAGUUCUCCCCCGACCGCGUGGCACUGCUCACCGGCGACGCCCGCGCCGGGAACCCGGAGACGGCCCACGUGGUGGUGAUGACCACCGAGGUGUUGGUUAGCCUGCUACACAGCGCCCGGCUCGAGGACCCGGACCCGGGCCCGGAGGGCGGGGAGGCCCGGCCUCCGGGCCUCAUCCGGAGCCUCUCCUGCGCCGUCUUCGAUGAGAUCCAUUACAUCGCGGACGAGGAGCGGGGCACAGCCUGGGAGGAGGCCAUUGUGCUGCUCGAGCGCCACGUGCAGCUGGUGGGCCUCUCGGCCACGGUGCCCAACUUCUGUGAGCUGGCGGGCUGGGUGGCGCAGACGCGGCACCUGCCCUGCCACGGGAUCUACAGCCGGCGGCGGCCGGUGCCCUUGGUGCACGGCGUGGUGUGCUGCCCCUUCGACGGCUCCAGCCCCGUGGAGGUGACGAAGCGGGGCCGCUUCAUGCAGAGGGCCUACGAGGCGGCGGUGCAGCGCCUGCCGGAGGUGCGCACGCCGGUGGAGGUGAGCCGCGCGGAUCGUGGCCGCGAUCUGGUGGCCUUGGUGCAGGCGUGCAGGAACGGGCAGCUGCCGCUCAUCGUCUUCUCCUUCUCCCGCCGCGAGAGCGCGGAGAUGGCCCGGCAGCUGGCGCCGGCGGUGAGGCUCAAGCCUGGCGCCCGGAGGCUCAUCGAUGACACCGUGAGGGAGGUGAUCCAAAAACAUCUCCAGGAGCCGGACAGACAGCUUCAGUCGGUGCGGGAAUGCCACUUCCUGCUGAGCAGGGGCGUUGGGGUUCACCAUGGGGGCCUGCUGCCGGUGCUGCGGGAGAUCACCGAGAAGCUGUUCAAGGACGGGCUGGUGCGGGUGCUGUGUACCACCGAGACCUUCGCAGUGGGGGUGAACAUGCCCAGCCGAUCUGUGGUCUUCAACUGGCCAGCGGACCACGAGUUCCAGAAGUACGACGGUAUGGAGCAGAGGAACAUCCUGGUGGCCGAGUACAUGCAGAUGGCCGGGCGUGCGGGGCGGCGGAACCAGGACAAGCGCGGCAACGCCUGGAACGUGAUCACCAGGAGGCACCCCUCCCAGCGCCUGCGGGCGCUGAUGAUCGGGGGCAACAUCGAACGGGUGGAGAGCAAGUUCCGGCUCAGCUGGCCGCUGAUGCUCAGGUGCCUCCGCAGCGGGGGCAGCGGGGUGUUGCAGCUGCUGCUGACGCAGAGCUUCCGCCAGUUCCUGUCCAAGAUGGCCAACGCAUCGGUCUUCGAGUCGGAGCUGGAGCCGAAGAUGCAGGUCUUGCGCGCGGAGGGCCUAGCCGAAGGCGCCGGCUUGAAGGAGCUGGGCAGCGCGGCGGCGUACAUUCAGGUGGCGCACCCCGCGCUGCUCUGCUUCAGGAUGCUGAAGACGGACUUCCGAGCACUUCUGCGGGCGGAUGCCCUGCCCACCUUCGUGGCAUUCCUCUCCAGCUUCGCCAACGACCUCGAGGAGGAGGAGGAGGUGGCGACGGCGGACCGCUUCGGGCCCUACUGGCAGUGGUGCGAGGACCAAGUGCCCCAGAUCUCCGAGACGUUGCGCGCCUGCGGCGUGAUGGAUGAGGUGUCGCUUGGGCAGCUGCGGCGCCGCGCGGGCUUCGUACAGGCCACCUACUUGUGGAUGCAGAAGGAGAACUUUGAGCGAUGCAGCGACGCGGCGGGGGGCGCGGAGUAUGACGGCAUCUUGGCGCGCGUGCUGAAGAGGACCAGCUUGCUGCUGAAGCAGCUCGAGAUGGCCAUGGCCCUGCUGGGGCUGGCGGAGCAGGAGGCCUUGCUGCAGCAGGCCCGCGGCAUGUUGAGCCGCGGUGGGGCGGCCUACCAGAGCUUGCCCUUCCUGGACUCCAUCUACCUGGCGAUAGCCUUCGAGCCGGACACCCUGGACGUGUCGCUGCUGCGGCGGCAGCAGCGGCCCUGCCCCUACCCGGUGGGCGCGAAGGUGGAGCUCGCGCCCAGCGAGAUCGGGUUCUCCCACUUCUCCAUCUCCGCGCGGUUCAAGCCGGAGCGAGGGGCCCCGGCCAUGAGCAUUGCAGAGACCUUGCAGGAGCUCCUGGAUGGCAAGGACCCGGAAAGCAUCCCCGAGAUGCCUGUCUUCUGGACCGACAACCAGUUCUGGACCUUGGCGAACCGCCGGCUGGCGACGUUUCGCCUCUUCCAGCAGCGGUGCGGCGACGCGGCGCGCUCAGCCAAGGUCAAGGUCCGGGUGGCCGGACCGGAAGAGGCGGAGGAGUGGGGCUUCUGGUGGCGCUGGACCACCGGGCUCUGGCGGGGCCGGCGCGCCGUGCUGCGGAACACCUCCGAGAUGAUCGGGCGCACCGCCGAGGAGACCACCUUCCGCGCGCUGAGCUCUUCGCAAGACGUGGGAGAGGUCUUCGCGGAGACGGGCUACGAGCGCUGCCCCGCGCGGCCCAGGGACAUGUGCCACGAGGAGGCGGAUGAGAUGGAUGACACCGAGAACGACACUGGUGGCGGAGCAAUGGGCGAGGAGGAAGCCUUGGAGAUGGAGGAUUUCUCGGUGGCCCUGGACCAGCAGCAGGUGUCCAGGUUCCUCAUCAACCGCGAGCUGGACUGCACCGAUUGCGCGGAGAAGCCGAGGUCCAGCUAUUCCGUCAGCCGGCCCGCCACCAGCAGGGACUUGAUCUGGAGCGCAGGGUCUGACGCCUGCGAACUGUCAGUGGAGGAUCCCAUCCCGGAAAAGUUCGAGAACAUCCACCAGUACCUGCGCAGCUUCGCCCUGCCGAUGCUGGAGGAGCUGCGGGAGGGCCUGGGCGCGGCGCUGGACCCGGCGCAGCUGAACCUGCAGCAGGCGGAAGCCGCGCGGCUCCACAGCUUCCAGGCGGCCAAGGAUUCGAAGAUGAUGGGCCUGCCGCCGAAGCCCGCGUGGUUCAAAGUCGCCAGCUCGGAGAUUCUGCUGGUCCUGACGCCCACGGGUCAGCCCUGCAAAGCGGCGCGCUGGGCGCCGGGGCAGAUGUGCCUGCUCUACGAGGAGGGCGCGCUGCAAGACGCGCUGGCUCUGGGCGGCGGCGACGAAUCUGCGGACCGGGCGCCGGCGGUGCAGGCGAAGCCGGGAGGAUGCUGCCGCUUCGGCAUGAUCCACACGACUCCGAAGUCCAAGCACGCGCUGGUGCUCGUGAGCCAGCGCAAAGACUUGCCGAAGGUCACGGAGCGGGAGGAGCGCCGGGUGCGCUACCAAAAUGCCAGAGACCGCCGCGCGGACGUGGAGGUGCAGAAGGGCCCGGACGGCCGCAGCACCGCGGUGCGGGUGCAGCAGGAUGGCGCUGCCUGGCGCCAGGGGCUGCGCGUGGGCAUGGCCUGUAAGGUGCGGCGCAAGGCGAAGGACGAAGAGGGCGAAUCGGAUAGCGAGGAGGAGGCCCAACUUCAGGCGCCGGACGCGGCGGCCUCCGCCGUGAUCUUCGAAGGGAAGCUGCGGCUCUGGCGCCUGGCGAAGCUCGAGGCGAACGUCAUGGCCCAGUUGCGGGUGGCGCAGGCCAUGGCGGAUCCAGAGGGGCACCAGCCCAUCUUCUGGCAGCGGGAGAUCUCCGGGCAGCCGGACCACGCCGCCAGCGCCUUCGGGCGGAUGGCGGAGCAGAAGUGCCAAGCCAUGGGGGAGGAGGAGUUCACCCUGGAGGCGGCGCUGAACGAGAGCCAGGAGCAGGCGGUGAGGAAGUUGGUGCGGUGCAGUCACGGGGUGCAGCUGGUGCAAGGGCCCCCAGGCACCGGCAAGACCCACACCUUGAGCGUGCUGCUGCAGCAGUGCGCCCUGCUGGCGCUGGGGAGCUCCAGCGCGCCUGGGACGACCCCCGCCCUGGGCGACGUGCCGUCGCAGCCGCCGGAGCCCAGGAGCGCGAGCGGAGACGACGGGAACGAGAGGUCGCAGCUGAAAGGCGCGCAGCAAGCCAACCGGUGCCUGGUGUGCGCUCCUACCAACAUUGCGGUGCAGGAGCUGCUGCUGCGGCUGCUGGACCGGCUGGAGCCCAGUCUGCGCAGCCAGGUGGCGCUGGUGGCCACCGAGGAGCGCGCCAACGUGGCCUGGGGCGAGGAGGUCUCGCCGGCCUCCUCGGUGCUGCUGGACCACCGGAAGAAGCGCGUCAAGCGGGUGGCGCGGUUCUGGCUGGGCGAGGGCUAUGAUACCCGGAGGCAGCCCAAGCCUUUCCUGCGCCAGGUGCCGUGGCUCUGGCGCUGCGCCUCGCCUGUGGCGGCGCUGCUCUCGGAGCCGGGCCUCGCCUUUGGGCAGUGCCACGCGGCGGGAGGCAGUGGCACGGAGGUGCUCUGCUUCGUGCGGCAGCAGCUGGCGGAGCUUCGGGCCAUCAUCCUGGGCCAGCUGGACCGCCUGGAGCAGGAGGUGGCCUUUAAAGCGCGGGAGUUCGAGCCCUCUUUCGCCUCGAAGAAGGAAACGGAGGAGCGAGGCGCGGAGGGCAGCAUCUUCUCGAAGCUGGAGGCGCUGCGGAACUGCCUGCAGCACUUGGCCCAGCUGCUGCAGGCCACCCUCGCGCUGUGGCGGGUGCAGCGGCCGCCCGCCGGCGCCGCUUUCGCCUCCUCCGAGCCGCCGCCCUCCACCGGCGCCGGGAGCGCCGAGCCGGGCGCGGCGGCGCCGGAGGGGGGGCAGUACAGCUUCUCCAUGGCGGAGCGGCAGCGCGCCUACGAGUGCGUGAUCUGGGCGGCAGAGGACAGGAAGCGGUUGGAGGAGCUGGCAGAGCUCUUGUCUCUGGAGGCCCUCCCACCGGGUGGUCGGGGGCAAGCGGCACGCGAGGCCCAAGAGGAGGCGACGCAAAAGUUCGCCAAGGCGGCCAAGAAGCUGCGGGUGCUGGUGCAUCCGGACAAGGCGCACCCCGAGAUGAAGGACAUGGCGUGCCUGGCGUCCCAGCACAUCGACCCAGCCCUGGCCGCGCUGCGCCAACAUCUCAAGUUCCGAGAGGCGAAGGGGCAACCCACGGUGCCCAGGGCACCCCAGGAGCCUUCGUUUCCGGCGGGGAAGGUGGUCUUGCAUGAGCUCUUGUCCUGCCUGGAUGCCGCGACCCAGAAAAAGCUGGAGGAGGUGCUGGAGGUGCACCAAGAGCUGCAGACGGCCUGCCUCAUGGUCCGCACCUGCCGCUCUGACAAGCUGAAGAGCGCCCUGCUGCGGCGCUGCGCCCUGAUCUUCUGCACUCUCACGGUGGCGGGGCGCCGCACGGUGGCGGUCCAGCAGGUGCCUACUUUGCUCCUUGAUGAGGCGUGUCAGGCCUGUGAAGCCGAGACCUUGACCGCCAUGCGCCACACGGUGCAGCGCAUGUUUCUGGUGGGCGACCCCAGACAGCUCCCGGCCACCGUCGCCUCCACUGCCGCGAAAAGCGCCGGCUACGCCCGGUCCAUGUUCGAGCGCCUGGAGCAACUGGGCACAGAGACCAGCCUGCUGGAGAUCCAGUACCGCAUGGAGGAGCCCAUUUUGCGCUGGUCCAACGAGAGCUUCUACGCGGACCGAAUUCAGACCUCCGCCUGCGUGCUGCGGCGAAAAGACGUGGCGCCGGCCACGGUCAAGGCCCACCCCAAGCUGCAGCACCGCCUCGGGCCCUUCCGCCUGUUCGACACUCGCCAUGAGGGGUGGAAGGAGGAGCAGGUCCGGUUCUCCUUCCGGAACCAGGGGGAGGCCGACUUUGUGAUGAGGCUGAUCCAUGACUUCAUCCAGCACUGCGACAGAGAGGUGACCAUAGGGAUCAUCACCCCGUACCGUGCCCAAGUGGAGCUGCUGAAGGAGCUGCUGGACACCAAGGCAGAGCCGCGGGUCCGGAACUGCACCAUCGUCGCCACGGUGGACGGGUUUCAGGGCAACGAGCGAGAUGUCAUCGUGAUCUCCACUGUGCGGUCUGGGGGUAGCAUUGGCUUCAACGGCGACGAGCGGCGCUUGAACGUGGCCGUCACGCGGGCCAAGCACCGUGCAUGGAUCGUGGGGGAUAUGGAGACGCUCUACGCCGCGCAGUCGAAAGGCAACGUGUGGCGGGAUCUGCUGGCCUUCGCGUGGGCCAGGGGCUGGGUCUUGCCGGCCCUCACAGAGAAGCCGCUGGCGCCGCCGCCGCGGAAGCUGCCCCGCGCGCGCCCGGAGAGGUGGUGGAGCCCACUCAUGCGUCAGGAGUGGGAGGAGCAACGGCCGCUGGGCUGGAUGCGGUCCUUGGAGCGGCCGGACUUUGGGAGGCAUCCCUACUGCAGCCUUUGCGAGAAGCUGGCGGAGGAUGGGCACCUCGAGAGCAAGCAGCACCGAGGCAACAAGCGCCGGGAGCGGCAAGUCAUGACCUUGACACGGCCAGUGAAGGGCUUUUUCGUCUCUCUGCCCAACGAACCGCCGGGCGGCUUUUCCUUGACCUCAACGCGCAAGGGCCUGCGGGUGGCGCAAAUCGAGGCCAACUCGGGGCUGAGCCACUGGAAUGAGUGGGUGGCGGAGAUCUUCCAGGUGAACUGUGGGAGCCGCGUCUUGGAGGUGGAGGGCCUUGUGGGGGACCAGGCCGCAGCAAGGGUCGCGAGGCCCGAGACGGACGCCGAGGGAAGCGCGGCGCAGCUUCGGAUGACGGUGGCGGAUGAUGGGGAUGAGUCAGAGAGCUCGGAGGACGUCUCCGGCUCGGACCUCCCGGAGCCCGAGUCCGAGGCGGCCCCGGGCCGCGAAGCCUCGCCCUGGGCCGGCUAUGCGGCAGCUGAAGGCGGUGAGCGCUUUCCGCCGCCGGAGCGCCAUGCCCCAGCGCCGGCGCUGGGCGGCCCCGGGUUCCCCUGGCAAGCCCUGUAUGACGGCACCAAGGCUCGGCGGUGUAAGGGUUUGGACUCGGAGGAGCUGUGCAAAUUUUACCACCGGGGCGAGGUGGUGGUGCAGCUGGCGGACUGGGAGGAGCUCGAGGACGGCAUGCUGCGGAUGCCCAUCCGCCCGCCCAGCACGGACGCCGAGGCGGAAGCGGCCUGGGUGACGCUGGACGCCACUCGGUGCGGCGGCCGGCUGGUCUUCAAGCCCCUCUUCUCGGACACCCGCGGCUCGCUGUGGCGCCGCUGCGUUGAGAAGAAGGUGGUGCUGAGAGCCGAGCCGGGCCUGGGGAGCAAGGUGCUGGGCGACCUUCAGGAGCAGGUGGUGCAGCAGGUGGGUCGCUGUGUGCCCCUGGACGACGGAGUGGUGCGCAUGCAACUGGAGCACGGCUGGGUGACCUUGGACGCGCGCCCCGGCGGCGGGCCGUUGUUCUUCCACCUCCUGCUGCUGGCCACGGACCGCGCCAGGUGGCGGGCCCUGGCGCCGGCAUGGCUGCGGAAGAGCUGCGAAGUCAGCUCCGAGAGGUGCGGCAAGGUCUCUGCCGGGCAGAUCUUGGAGCAGCUCGGGCCAUGGCAGCGCACGGGCGAGGAGGGACUGGUGCGUAUGCCCAUCUCGCGGCCCGGGCCGGAGGGAGGCGUGGCCUGGGUCACGCUGCUGAAGUACCCGGACCUCCCGUCCUUUGAGCUCGUCGAGGUCUUCUGAUUAGAUCCCGCGAGUGGCCGACGGAUUGGGUGAUGGUGAGUCAACACCUGGAGCCUUAGGACAACUCACUUC